GGCAGGCUCGGUUCGAGUCUCAACGGAACGUCAGAUACGUGUACGGCGAAGUGCGGUCGACUCGUCGAUGCGCAGCUGUCCCGCAGCGCUUGUCAAUUUUUAGUUUUUCCGGAACGCGUGUGUAAAUAAACAAAUUAUAAUUUUUCAUUACAAUAUUAUGAAGUGAAACUGAAGUUUGUUUAAUUAUCGUGCCGAUUCAAAGUGGAGCGUUUUGAAUGAAUCUGUAACCGUUUCUCGCAAUGACAACGGAGAGCACUCGGUUACCUCUUGAGAAACCGGAGGCAUUAAAAUGUUUCAUGUGGUCUAAUUGAUGCCAUUUUUUACAUUAAUAAGUGUAUACGUUGUUAUAAGGACUAUUGUGAUUCGUUUAGUGACGCUUUGAGUUGUAACCGUUUCGAUUUCGACUCGGUCGGUAGUCGUCUACACGUUUUAAAAAUGAGUGUUUUAAGUGGUUUGAGUAAAGCUGACUUCAAAACUGCCAGUGAUGGACUGCUGGAGCUGCCCGAGGAACGGCUCCGCAGCCUCAUGCGCACAGAGCCCAUCACCUCCGUCUAUCACGUCGAACAGACACCCUUUGCAAGGGGCAAGUUCGCGUCAGUUCGCAAGAUUCGCCACUUAGUAUCAGGAGAAGAGUACGCGGCAAAGAUCAUUCGCAAGCGGAGACGCGCGGCAGACACGACGCGCGAGAUCCUACACGAGGUGGCCGUGCUCGACCUCUGCGCGGAGUGCACGCGCGUCGUCAGUCUACACGAGGUAUACGAAACCCGUUCGGAAGUGGCGAUUGUAUUAGAAUUAUGUGCUGGCGGAGAACUGCAGCGUCUCCUUGACGAAGAAGAUCGUCUGUCCGAGGGAGCGGCGCGACGGGCCCUGCGCCACGUACUAGAGGGGCUGGCACACUUACACGCGCGCCGGGUCGCUCACCUGGACCUCAAGCCACAGAACCUACUACUCACAGCCGGCGGAGAAGAACUACUUAUAUGUGACUUCGGUAUCAGUCGCGCUAUACAGCCCGGAGCACACGUCCGGGAGAUAUUAGGCACAAGGGACUAUGUUGCCCCUGAAAUUCUAUCGUACGAGCCCCUCUCGCUAGCCGCAGACAUCUGGUCAGUUGGCGUGCUGGCGUACGUCCUCCUUAGUGGGUACUCCCCGUUCGCGGGCGAGACCAAACAGGAGACCUACCUCAACAUAGCACAGUGCCAGCUCAGCUUCCCCAAGGACCUGUUCCGAGGAGUCUCGCAGAGGGCCAUACAGUUCAUCCAGGAGACGCUAGUUGUUGAUCCUAAGGGUCGUCUUACAGUGGAAGAGUGCCUGGAGCACCCCUGGUUGAAAGACGAGGCGAACUUGCCGCGUGCGAUCGUGGGCGUUGGGUUUGACGCCGAGCUCGCCAGCGACCCCGACGCGGACGGGGACGACGACGACAACCACGACAACCUCAACGCCGUCAACGGAGUUAACGGCGUUAAUGGCGUUAACGGAGUUAACGGGUGUAACGGCGUUAACGGCGUGAACGGGGUCAAUGGUGUAAACGGUCACAACGGCGUCAACGGCUGUAAUGGGACCAACGGGUCACAUGAUGAUGAAAAAGAAUCAUCAGAGUCCCGGCCAUCCUCGGCACAGGGGCGCGAGGAGUGCGAGGAGCGCGACAAGCCACUGAAGCAUGCGCACGCGCGCGACGUGUCUCCCCCCUUCCCCGACGCCCCCUCCACGCCUAAGGUGUCGCGCAAGUCGGCCCCGCCGCACGCGCCGUCGGUGCUGGCGCUGUGCAAGAAGUUCCAGCCGGACUACGAGAAGCCGGCCAAGCUGUCGCUGGCGGCGCACGAGUGCGGCGCCGACUGUACGUGCCGCGCCCUGCGGCCCCGCGCCGUGCUCUGCUAGCUGUGGCUGUGCUGCGGCAAGCCGUGGCUAGCUGUGACUAGCUGUGACUAGCCGUGGCUAGCUGUGCCUAGCUGUGGCCAGCUCUGCCUAGCUGUGGCUAGCCGUGGCCGGGUUGCUCUGUCUCUGUACAUAUAGGCUAAGUGUCGCCAGACAGUUGUAUAUUUGUUUAGCGAGCGCCCCGGUCGCGGGGACACAGGUUCACAGCCGACCGCGGCGCUCCCCCGACGGUACAAAAUGCAUAAUGAUGCGCCCGCGCACUCCCUGCGCUUGUAUAUGUGUAAGUGGUAGAGUUGGCACUGCCGAUACAAGAUACUGAGUAUCGCGGCACUGUAUACAGUAUGGGGCAGUGGUGUACAUAGGGCGGCGCGGAGCCGCGACUUAGAUAAUGAUGUGUCGACCACAGUUAUAUUGUAGCGUCUAAGUGUUCAAAUGGUUUAACAGAUGAUGUACGUUGUAUGUUAGCCGGAGCGGUAUAGAUUAUAUUGCCGAUAUGUUCGAGUGUUGGGACCAAAAUUUUCUAACGUAGGAGAAACGAUUCCAUAUCGGUGUAGUUGUUGUCUUGUACAAUAUUCAAAUUUUAUCACCGUGUGUGACCGUUUACGGGAUGUUGCUUGUAGGUAAUUAAAUUGUUUAUGAAUGUCAUGAGCUCAAAUCUUGCGACUUAAUUUUCUUUGUAAAUGUGCUUAGAUGAAGAAAGUUCAUCGAGUGUAGUUAAUUCAUCCUCCAUACUGAAAAUAUUUUCAUAUUAUUGUAUUGUAUACUAUUGUUUUCAUCCAUUUGAAUUCAUUUUAAUCAUUUUGUUCAACUAAACUCGAAGAUCCAUUACCUUUAAAAGCUGUUGUGAUCAAUAACUCAUUUGUAAAAAAUAAAUUAUUGUGAUAUAAAAAUA
Messenger RNA from Spodoptera litura, 2764 nucleotides. It is a transcript of the gene Drak, whose product is annotated as Death-associated protein kinase related. Gene Ontology annotation, biological process: protein phosphorylation; positive regulation of apoptotic process; intracellular signal transduction. The record is from RefSeq and is a predicted model, not a curated record. Gene Ontology annotation, molecular function: protein serine/threonine kinase activity; ATP binding. Gene Ontology annotation, cellular component: nucleus. NCBI's taxonomy places the organism in Eukaryota, Metazoa, Arthropoda, Insecta, Lepidoptera, Noctuidae.